Molecule: messenger RNA, 912 nt
Organism: Diatraea saccharalis (sugarcane borer)
Lineage: Eukaryota; Metazoa; Arthropoda; Insecta; Lepidoptera; Crambidae
Source: the annotation of a GenBank genome assembly
AUGGAAGCAUUUGUCAGGACCAAACGUAAAAAACGAAAAACACGUAAAUAUCUCGAUGAAAUGAGAAAAAGAUGUCGUAAAGAUUUUGCCUCAUUAGAAACGCAAUUCAAAAAAAAAUGUAUUGAAAUAAAACAUAAUUAUAUAAAAGGAAAUUUGUCCAAGAUAAAUAUGUUUACAAAUGCAGUGCGAUCUGAAACAAUUACCAGGCCAUUGUUUUCAAACAUACGUUGUGAACAGCACCAAAGCAAUAACAGAAAACGUAACACUCAUUCAAAAGCCGUUAAAGACAUUGUUGAUUGUCAUCAAAGUUCAUCAAAGCCAUGCAGAGAUUACAUUAUUAAUCACGAAUUAGACACAAACAACAUCCAAAACUAUAAUGAUAUUAAAGAAAACUGUUCUGAUGAAUUAAUUCCAUCAAGUCCCUUAAAAUAUAUGUCUGUGGAAAGUUGCAAUUUUGACAGUGCUAACAAUGAAAAGACAAUGUCGUCUAGCUUGUCUGAAGAUAAUUAUGGAAAUCUCUUGUAUGAAGAACUCUUAGAUACCAUUUCUAUGUAUAUCAAAAAUAAUUUUUUGACUCCUAAAGAUGACUUGGUUGUUAGAAAAACUAAAGAAUCUUUACAAAAAAUCCGCCCCCUAACGUUUCAUAAUGAAAUUAAUAAGAUUUGUAUUGCAACAAGUGAUGAUUGGGAAGGAUACUCAAUAAAAGAAAAAAUUAUCCAAAAUCCUAUGGAUUACAUAAAACUUGGCUGUAUGAUGCGUAGUAGUUACUAUAAUCACAGAGAGGAGGAUUCUGAUGAAGACCCGCCUACUAGGGAUGGCUCAUAUUCAUCAUAUUAUGAGACACAAAAUCUGCAUUCACCACUAUCACACAUGCCAGAAUACGAUUUUUUUCCACACAAAUUAAAUUUAUAA